CUCAGGGCCGUCCCUGACGCUCAGUGUUCACACUCGGGGCCGUCCCUCAUGCUCAGAGCCCUCCCUCACGCUCGGUGUUCACACUCGGGGCCCUCCCACACUCUCGGUGUUCACACUCGGGGCCCUCCCUCACUCACCGGCGACGGGUAAAACCCAGGCUCCGCCCUCGCUCCCUGUGGGCGGUUGGAGAAGCGGAGGCUGUCCCUUUGCUCGGUUUCCGGGAGACAGUUUAGGCGGAACCGGGGCCUGGGGCCUGGAGCCUGAGCGGCGAUGCGGACCCGGGAGGCGCUCGCGAGCGCCGCCAAAUUAACAUCUUACAGCGCGGGCCUACAGGUGCUGUUUCGACUGCUCAGCUUUCUGUUGAAUGCAUACACCCUGAGGUACGUUUCAAAGGAAACCAUUGGCGUUGUUAACGUGAGGCUCACACUGCUGUAUUCUACAGUUGUUUUCCUUGCACGAGAAGCUUUUCGGAAAGCAUGCUUGAACGUUGAUAAGGAACAGAAAUGGGCCCAGGUUAUAAACCUGCUCUGGUUAACUGUUCCACUUGGAGUGCUCUGGUCUUUACUUUUGGGCUGGGUCUGGCUUCAUUUGGUAACAACCCCAGACCCAGCUGUGAUACCUCAUUAUGAAUUUGGCGUGGUGGCAUUCAGUCUCUCAGCCGUAGUAGAACUCCUCUCUGAGCCAUUAUGGAUCUUGGCACAGGUGCAUAUGUUGGUGAGGCUGAAGGUGAUUGCUGAGAGUCUCGCCAUUGUUGUAAAGUGUGUGCUGACUGUUCUGUGUGUCACAAUCGUACCACACUGGGGUCUCAACAUAUUCUCUAUGGCUCAGUUGCUGUACUCGGGUUGCCUCCUUACUUGUUACAUCCUGUAUUUUAUGAAGUAUAUUGGUUCACAGGAAGCACAAAGGAGAUCCUUCCCUCUCUCCACAGUAAGCGACAUAUUGCCUAAGUAUCACUGUCACCAGCCUAUCAUUGAUCUGAGACUGGCUGUUCUUACUUGGACCUUCUACAAACAAUCUUUUCUGAAGCAGGUGCUGACAGAAGGUGAGCGAUAUGUCAUGACCUUUCUAAAUGUGUUAAAUUUUGGAGAUCAAGGUGUGUAUGACAUUGUCAAUAAUCUGGGAUCGCUGGUGGCCAGAUUCCUCUUCCUUCCCAUUGAGGAAAGUUUCUAUGUUUUCUUUGUCAAAGUACUUGAGCGAGGAAAGGACAUUGGACACCAGAAACAGGAGGAUGUUUCUAUGGCAGCUGCUGUUCUGGAGAUGCUUAUGAAGCUGGUGAUGUUGAUUGGACUGACCAUCGCAGUGUUUGGAUAUUCAUACUCUCAUCUGGCACUGAAUGUGUAUGGUGGAUCGAUGCUGAGUUCGGGCCCAGGUCCAACUCUUCUGCGUUAUUACAGUGUCUAUGUACUGCUGCUGGCUAUAAAUGGAGUUACCGAAUGUUUCACGUUUGCUGCAAUGAGUAAGCAAGAAGUUGACAGGUAUAACAUUUUGAUGCUGGCUCUGUCGCUUACAUUUCUUGGCCUUUCCUAUUGUUUGACAUGGUGGCAAGGAGGUGUUGGAUUUAUUUUAGCAAACUGCCUGAACAUGGGACUUCGAAUUGCCCACAGCCUUCGAUAUAUCAGCCAUUACUUCAAGCAUAGCAAGAGACAGCCCCUCAGGGGCCUCCUGCUCCCGGUGCCUUUACUGCUAGCCUAUCUUCUCAGUGGCACAGUGACGGCACUUUCGCAGGCCUCUUGGAGUAAGCAGUGUCUCAUGUCCCAGUUGAUCCAUGUUCUGGUUGGGGCCUUGUGUUUCACCAUCACCAUUGUCACAAUCUUCUUCACUGAGCCCAGACUUGUCCAGUUUGUUAGAACUUAUUUCCUUUCCCAGAACAAGAAAGAGCUGUAGAAUUGGGAAUGAAACUAGCAGAUUGGUGAUUCCAAAGACAAGAGACAUCAACACCAGAGGUCCUCGCGGGUGAUGGAUGAAAAUUUCACAUUUUAAUUGUUAUAAAAUCACAGAAACUCAAAGUAGUUAUGGAAUCAUCAGUUCCUAAUGUGUGGGAUUUCACCAGAGACUGGUGAUGUUUGCUUAUCAAUUGGAAUAUUUGAUUGGCAGUGCAGUUCGAUACAAGUGAGGGUAUUCAGAGAAUGAUUGCAUAUGGAUGGAAUUGAUGGCAAUUGGUCACUGAUUGCAUACCAUUCAGGGUUUUAGCUCCAAUGACAAACAAGCCUGCUGCACUUUGUUUAUUGGAUAAAUCUAGUUUGAGUUCUGUUUAUCACUUAACAGCCUCCUCUUCAUACUUCAUGUUUACGCAGUACAGAUAACUGGUAUAUAGGGGAGGUGGGAGUUAAUGACAUGUAUUGGAUAAACUGCAGAAUUGGGCUGAAAGGUGGCAAAUGGACUUUAAUACGGAUAAAUGUGAGGUGAUUCACUUUGGGAGGAAUAAUAGUGAGGCAGAAUACUGGGUCAAUAAAAAGAUUCUUGGUAAUGUGGAUGUGCAGGGGGAUCUUGGUGUCCAUAUACGUAGAUUCAUGAAAGUUGCCACCCAGGUUGAUAGUGCUGUUAAGAAGGCUUACGGUGUGUUGGAUUUUAUUGGUAGAGGGAUUAAGUUGCGGAGCCGUGAUGUCAUGCUGCAACUGUACAAAACGCUAGUGCGGCCUCACUUGGAAUAUUGCGUGCAGUUCUGGUCGCCCCAUUACAGGAAGGAUGUGGAAGCAUUGGAGAAGGUGCAGAGGAGAUUUACCAGGAUGUUGCCUGGUCUGGAGCGAAGGUCUUAUGAGGAAAGGCUGAGGGACUUGGGUCUGUUCUCAUUGGAGAGAAGGAGGUUAAGAGGGGAUUUAAUAAAGACAUUCAAGAUGAUCAGAAGAUUAGAUAGGGUGGAUAGUGAGAGUAUUUUUCUGAGGAUAGUGACUUCAGCUUGUACAAGGGGGUAUAGCUACAAGUUGAGGGGUGAUAGAUUUAAAACAGAUGUCAGAGGCAGGUUCUUUACUCAGAGAGUGGUAAGGGCGUGGAACGUCCUGCCUGCCAAUGUAGUUAACUCAGCCACAUUAGGGGCACUUAAACAGUCCUUGGAUAAGCAUAUGGAUAAUGAUGGGAUAGUGUAGGGGAGGGGCUUAGAUUAGUUCACAGGUCGGCGCAACGUCGAGGGCCGAAGCGCCUGUUCUGCGCUGUAUUGUUCUAUGUUCUAUAUGUUCUAUUCCCCAUGUAUUGUUAGAAUGGAAUGUAAAAUCAGCAACUGAAGUUCAACACAGACAAAUGUGCAUUUUGAUGGGAGGAAUCAGGAAGUCAUUUAUUACAGGGAGGUGUGGAACUGGUUGGAGUAAAGGAGCAAAGGGAUCCCAGAUACAAAUACACUGAACACUAAAAAAUGUAUUGCAGGCAUUGGAUGCUGCAUCCAGGAGGAUAAAUUCAAAAUUCGAGAACUUAUAUUAAACCUGUACUAAAGCAUGGUUAGACCACAUGAGUACUGUACGAGUAAUAAUCGGGUAAUUAUACUGAGGAAUUUCAACUUUGCCAACAUAAUUUGGGUAGUCAUAGCAUUAGAGGGGUCAAUGGAGUCUUUGUAUCCAUAUGUAGAAGGCCCAACAAGGGAUGCUGGAUCUGAUUCUGAGGAAAAAAAUGCUGGUGAAGGGUUCCAUGUGGCAAAUAGGGAAACAUUUAAAUGAUAGUGACCACAACACAGUACAGUUCAAAUCUGUUCUGGACAAGGAAGAAAAUGGCGUGCAAAAUAUGGCAGUAGAUUUCAUUAAAAUAAAGCAGGAUCUGGCCAGAGUAGACCAGAAACAGCUCCUUGUGGAUAAAUUUGCACAGACCAAUGGGGGUCAUUCAAAAAGAAGCUGGGGAGAGUACAGGUCCAAUAUGUAUCCUUUUCAGGGAAAUGUAGGAGCAAUAAGUUCAGAGAAUCCUGGAUGCAUAGGACAAUACAGGACUGGAUAAAGAGGAAGUAUAGGGCUUUUAGCAAGUCCAAAGGGAGCAAUUCAGCUGCAGCCAUAGUGCAGGGGGGAACUGAAGAAAGCAAUUAGAAGAGCAAUAAGGGGGCAUGAGAAAGAACUUGCGAACAAGAUUAGGGAGAAACCCAAGAUGAUUUAUAAAUAGAUUCAAGGGAUGAGGUUAACCGGGUAAAGAGUAGGGUCAUUAGGGACCAAGGGAGUAAUCUAUGUGUGAAGCCACAGGAUAUUAGAAGUGAUUUAAAUGAAUACUUCUGUUCAGUCUUCACUCUAGAAAAGGAGAACAUAGGUAUGGAAUUCAGGAAUAGGGGCUGUGAGGAAGUUGCAUAGUUUGACAUAGGAAAUGGGGAAGUAUUGGAGAUUGUGAUGGGCUUAAAAACAGGCCGAUCCCUCUGGCCCAGAUGAACUCCAUCCCAGGCUGCUGAGGCAAGAAUUUGCAGGGAAUCUGACACAAAUUUUUAAUUUUGCUUUGGCCACAGGGGAGGUGCCAGAGGACUGAGGAUGGCUAACGUGGUUCCACUUUUCAAGAGGUGUGGUAGAGAUGAACCAAGAAAUUACAGAACAGUGAGUCUCACGUCAGGAAAGUAUUGGAGAAAAUUUUGAAGGACUGAAUUAAUAUGCACUUGGAAAGGCCUGGGUUAAUUAAGGUUAAUUGGUAUGGCUUUGUCAGAGGGACGUCACGCCUAAUAAAUCUGUUAGAAUUGUUUGAAAAUAUGAUCAAGCGUGUGGAUCAGGGAUGUUCAGUUGAUAUAUUUCGUACGGAUUUUAGCAAAGCUUUUGACAAGGUCCCAAACGGGAGACUGAUUGAGAAGGUUAAAGCACAUGGAAUUGACGGUACAUCGGCAAGAUGGAUCAGAAACUGGCUUAGCAAUAAAGCAUAAAAGGUAGUGGUAAAAAGCUGUUUGAGUGCCGGUGUCCAGCGGUGUACCACAACAGUCAGUACCAGGAUCCUUAUCUGGUUCUAAGGAAAAAAUGUUGGACAAGUGUUCGAUGUGGCAGUGGGGGAACAUUUAAACGUUAGCGACCACAACACACUACAAUUCAAAUUUGUUCUGGACAAUAAAGAAGUUGGCCUGCAAAGGAUUGCUUUAGAUAGAGGAAAGUAGAUUUCAUUAAAGUAAAGCAGGAUCUGACCACAGUAAACUAGGAACAGCUCUUUGUGGAUAAGUUUGCACAGAGCAAUCUAAAUGAUACAGAUGAAAAUGUGGGGGGCAUGUUGAGCAAGUUUACACAUGACACCAAGAUUGGUAGAGUAGCUAACAGCAAAGAAAAUGGUUGUAGGUUACAGGAAGAUAUAGAUGAGUUGGUCAGAUGGGCAGAACAGUGGCAGAUGGUAUUUAACCCUGAUAAGUGCGAGGUGAUGCAUUUUGAAAGAAGAAACAAGUUGAGAGAGUAUUUAAUGAAUGGCAGGACAGUGGGUAGCUUAGAGGAACAGAGGGAUCUUGGGGUAAUAAUUCACAGAUCCUUGAAGUUGGCAGAGCAUGCGAAUAGGAUAGUUAAGAAGGCACGUAGGACACUUGCUUUUAUCAGUCAUGGCAUUAGAGUUUAAGAGCAAGGAAAUAAUGUUGGUAUUGUACAGAGUAUUAGGCCACAGCUGGAGUACUGUAUACAGUUCUGGUCACCUCAGUACAGGUAGGACGUGAUAGAAGUGGAGUGGGUAUGGAGGAGGCUCAUCCAUGAUGAUGGACAAAUGAGCUAAGGGUCUAGGCCCGAAACGUCAGCUUUUGUGCUCCUGAGAUGCUGCUUGGCCAGCUGUGUUCAUCCAGCUCCACACUUUGUCAUCUUGGAUUCUCCAACGUCUGCAGUUCCCAUUAUCUCUGUAAGGAGAGACUAGAUAGGAUUGGAUUGUUCUUAUUAGAGCAGAGAAGACUGAUGGGGGGGGGGGCGGCGUCAUGUUAGGGGUUUAUAAAAUUAUGAAGGGUAUGGACAGGGUAAAUAGGGAGCAAAUGUUCCCAUGAUUGAAGAGUCAGUCGCACCAGGACAUAGCUUUAGGGUAAGGGGCAGGAAAUUCAAAGGGGAUUUGGGGUAAAAAAGCAUUUUCACUGAGCGGGUGAUGGGAAUCUGGAAUGCACUGCCUGGGAAGGUAGUGGAGGCUGGAAGCCCUACAAUCUUUAAAAAAAAUUUGGACGAGUACUUCAAAUAUCAUAGCAUUCAAGAAUAGGGGACAAGUGCAGGCAACUGGGAUUAGUGCACUUUUAACGGUAGUUUAUGCAGACUCGAAGGGCUGAAGGGCCUUUUCUGCACUGUAUGAAUUGAUAAAUCUAUGUAGGCAACCUGGUCACCAGCUUUUUAAAAAAAAAUCUAGUGGCACUGGAGACAGGGAAGAUUUAUGAGGAUGAUGCUAGAAAAAUCAAGGAAGGAUUGACCAGCUGGGUCUGUUUUCUCAUGGGAGAAGGCUGAGGGUAAUCUAAUAGGGAUCUUUAAAAUGAUGAAAAGUUUGAUCGCGUGGAUACAGAGAGAAUGUUUCCUCUUGUGGGGAAGAGCAGAAUGAGAGGCCAUCAGUAUAAGAGUCUUUGAGAAAUCAGGAAUUUAGCAGAAAUGCCCUAAGCAGAAGAGUGGUGAGAAUGUGGAACUCCCCCAGAUGGAGUUGUUGAAACAAACUGUGUUCAUAUCAUGAAAUUACUACUGCCCUGAAUUAGACCAUUGAGGCCAUUGUAUCUAUCUUACCUAAAGCCUAUAGGCCUGGACAUUCGUGACUUAAAUAACCUUAUCCAAGCCCUUCUUAGUCUUUUCUUCUGCAGAGAAAAUAUUGUUACUUCUCCAAUUUAUCUAUGUAACACAAGAUUCUCAUUACCAGAACCAGUCUUGUAAAUCUUUUCAACACCCUCUCCAAUGUUUCCAUAUUGUUCCCAGUUCUCCAACAUCAUCCUUAGCUUAAGGAAGGUUGGACAUUUUGGCUGGUACCUCUACAAAUUCUGCUGUCUUCUUCCUCAGGAUCCUUCACUGCAUCUUAUCCGAACCUGUUGUCUUAUGUACAUUUAAGUGCAGCCUAUCCAUUGGUUCCUCCUUAUCUAUUUUGAAGCCUUUAAGUACAUGACAGCUUCCUGUUUCACCAUAACCUGGGCAGCAGCAUCUUCCUUGGUAAAGAGUAGGCAUAUUUAAUACCUCAGUGUGACACUUUACUCCAUAUAUAAAUUCCCUUGUUGGUCACUAAUCAAUCCCAUUCUCCUUUCACAAUCCUCUAACUAUUUCUUUAUGUACAUGUCAAAUUUUUGUUUUUUGCAGUUAAUGUGAAAGGGAAGCCCAUCUUUUCCCUUUCUCCUUCCUUGUUUUUAUUUAGGUCCCCUCCAAACUUCUAUCCUUUGUCUAGUUCAUAAUGCUCUUAUUUCACCUCUCUGUCUAAACACAAUUUUUCUUCUUCAUCUUAUUCUUACUGUGGGUUAUUCCUUGUCCUUUUCAUUAACUAACCCCAAGUUAUGAUACAAAGACCACUGUCCCCUAAAUGACCUUGCAUUGACACUUGAUUGGAUAGAAAACUGGUUGGCAGAGAGGAAAUAAGGAGCAGGAAUUAAUGGGUCCUUUUCAAAUUGGCAGGCAGUAACUAGUGAGGUGCCACAGGGAUCGGUGCUGGGAUCCCAGCUAUUCACAAUAUAUAUUAAUGAUUUGGAUGACGGAACAAUGUGUAACAUAUCAAGUUUGCAGAUGAUACCAUGUUGGGUGGGAGGAUGAACUGUGAUGAGGAUGCAGAGAUCCUGGGCAGGUUGGGUGAGUGGACAAAUCAAUGGCAGAUGCAGUAUAAUGUGGAUAAAUGUGAGGUUGUUCAUUUUGGAAGCAAAAACAAGAAGGCAGAUUACUACCCGAAUGGCUGUAAAUUGGGAGAGGGGAGUGUGCAAUGGGAUCUGGGUGUCUUUGUGCACCAGUCAGUGAAGGUAAGCAGAGAUAACAAAGUGUGAGGCUGGAU
Molecule: messenger RNA, 7827 nt
Organism: Stegostoma tigrinum
Lineage: Eukaryota; Metazoa; Chordata; Chondrichthyes; Orectolobiformes; Stegostomatidae
Gene: rft1
Product: RFT1 homolog
Exons: 13
Coding region: 271-1884 (537 amino acids)
Biological process (GO): glycolipid translocation; dolichol-linked oligosaccharide biosynthetic process
Cellular component (GO): endoplasmic reticulum membrane
Source: RefSeq, a predicted model, not a curated record